This is a messenger RNA of Hemiscyllium ocellatum (epaulette shark), 8583 nucleotides long. RefSeq names its product otogelin (gene otog). Lineage: Eukaryota; Metazoa; Chordata; Chondrichthyes; Orectolobiformes; Hemiscylliidae. Bases 1 to 8583 code for a protein of 2860 amino acids. Gene Ontology annotation, molecular function: protein binding; alpha-L-arabinofuranosidase activity. Gene Ontology annotation, biological process: L-arabinose metabolic process. The transcript has 48 exons. The record is from RefSeq and is a predicted model, not a curated record. Gene Ontology annotation, cellular component: extracellular matrix.
AUGCUUUCUAAAAUAUUCAAAAAGCAAGCAACUAUUGUCUUUUUUGCAGUUCCCGGUAGAGGUAGCAGCCGUGAUUUGAUCUGCCGAACUUGGGGCCAGUACAACUAUGAAACAUUUGAUGGACUUUACUAUUAUUACCCUGGAAACUGCACAUACACAUUAGUGAGGGAUUGCACAUACAGUCAGCAGAGCUUCUCAAUUCAGGUUCACAAUGAUCCAACAUGCCAAUCUUCUCCAUAUUCUUGUCAGCGAUCAGUCAGCUUGUUCUUUGCCUAUGAAGGGGAAAUUAUUCUACAAAGUCAUGAAGUUAUCCAUAAUGGACAAAGGGUGCAGCUGCCAUAUAUUAUUGGAAAACUAAAAUUUGAACAAAUAGCUGGAUAUGUACUGGUUAGACAUCAUCAUGGAUUUUCUCUGGCAUGGGAUGGUAGUUCAGGAGUCUACAUAAAGAUGAACGUGGAUUAUGUCGGAAAAGUAUGUGGACUAUGUGGCAAUUUUAAUGGAAAUAUGCAUGAUGACUUAUACACUAGCUAUGGUUUAUUAGCAGAAGAAAUAGCUAUUUUUGGUAACAGCUGGAGAGAAGAAAUUCCAGAUAAGGAACAUUGUCGCAUAAUUCCUGUCAACUACCCAGCACCAUGUUUUGGUCAAAACCAAAGGUGUCCAUUUAAGUGUGUAAUAUUUAUUGACAAGGUAUUGCAAGUUGUCAUUACAGAACAGUACGGACUCGAUAACACAACAUUGUGUGCAGUGCUGACCGAGUAUGCAAGAGCUUGUGCGCAAGUGAAUCAACCAUUGCAUGAAUGGAGACAGUUGUUCAACCAGUGUGUGCCAGUUUGUGAAGAUGGGUUUGUCCACCGUGAAUGUGUAGAUUGUUGUCCCGUGUCAUGUGGCCUGGAGCAGGAAUGCAUUGACAGUGAUUUUCAGUGUCUUGAUGGAUGCUAUUGCCCUGAAGGUUUAGUUUAUGAAAAUGGAACAUGUUUGAACUCCACAGAGUGUCCUUGUACGUUUCAUGGGAUUCCCUAUACUUCAGGCUCUGUAAUUCAGAAACAAUGCAGCUACUGCGUAUGCAUAGGAGGCACUUGGAACUGUACAGAGAAUGACUGUCCAGCGGAGUGCUCAGUAACUGGAGAUAUUCACUUCAAGACAUUUGAUGAUCGGGCAUACACCUUCCAUGCUACGUGCCAGUAUAUUCUGGCAAAGAGUCGUAAUUCAGGAAAAUUUACCAUCAGUCUUCAAAAUUCUCAGUGUGGCACAAAUCUAAAUGGUGCCUGUAUUCAGUCAGUGAGUCUAGUUAUUGAUGAAGAUUUGAAGAAACAGGUGACGUUGACUCAUUCGGGCGAGGUGUACCAUUGUAAUCAGUACAGGAUCAGUUUGCCUUAUAAAGAUGAUUUGUUUGAAGUCACUGAGCUCAGCUCCAUGUUUGUGCAAAUUAAGACCAACUUUGGAUUGCAUUUGCAAUAUGAUAGAGAAGGGAGACGGCUCUACAUCCAGGUGGAUACAAGCUGGAAAGAGGAUACCAUUGGUCUCUGUGGAACAUUCAAUGGCAAUAUUCAGGAUGAUUUCUUAUCCCCAGGGGGAAUGAUUGAAAGCACACCACAGUUGUUUGCCAAUUCCUGGAGAAUCUCCACAGCUUGCAACUCAGGUGCCAACAUUCCUGAGGUAGAUCCAUGUGACAUGCAUCAGCAAUCUGCCUCUUAUGCCACAGAGAAGUGUAGCAUUAUGAGUGACUAUCUGUUUGCAUCAUGCCAUCAGUAUUUGAGUCCCGACUUAUAUCAACAACAAUGCAAAGCAGACACCUGCAAGUGUGGAGAAACUUGUAUGUGCUCCGCUGUGGCCCACUAUGCUCGUCAAUGUGGAAAAUAUGGCAUCUUCAUAGACUUUCGGUCCAAUGUCUCAGAGUGUGCCAUUCAGUGUCCAGACACAAUGAAAUAUGGCACCUGUGUAUCUUUCUGUAACCGGAGAUGCCAGUCGAUAUCUAUGCCAGAAGAUUGUUCUGAUGAAUGUGCUGAAGGAUGCGACUGCCCUGAUGAUUCCCAAUGUGGUCCUGGCCAAAUAUACUUUAACUGCAGUGCUCCUUUGAUUGGCUUUGAGACCAGUGUAGGAGCAGGGUGUCAAGAUACCUGUGAAAAUCUGCUCUUAAACAUUACAUGUCCAGAAUCCAUGCCGUGUCUGUCAGGAUGCAUUUGCCCACCUGGCCUUGUGAAACAUGAAGAUGAAUGCUUCAAGCCUAAUGAAUGUCCCUGUCUGUGGAAGGGACAGGAAUAUUUUCCUGGUGACCAAGUAAAAUCAGCCUGUUAUACCUGUGUUUGCCUGCAGGGGAGCUUCCAGUGCGAAUUCCAACCGUGUCCGUCAAUUUGUACAGCUUAUGGAGACCGCCAUUACAAAACUUUCGAUGGAGUUCUUUAUGAUUUUAUUAGUCCUUGCAAGGUUUACCUGGUUAAGAGUCUUGGAACCUCAAAUCUUUCUAUCAUGGCUGAAAAUAUUGAUUGCUAUGGGAGUGGCAUCAUUUGUCGAAAGGCUAUGUUUAUCACAACUGGAAAUACGUCAUUGGUUUUUGAUGAUGACAGUGGGAAUGCCAGUCCCUCUAGUGUCAACAACAUGCAGCAAAUAGUACACAUAUGGAAAGCUGGUACUUUUACUGUGAUUUAUUUCCCCGCGGAAGAAAUUACAAUACUGUGGGACCAAAGGACGACAAUACAUUUGCAGAUUGGACCUAAGUGGCAGGGUAAACUCUCUGGGCUAUGUGGAAAUUUUGACAUGAAAACUGCCAAUGAAUUGAGGACUCCAGAUCACAUGGAGUCACAAAAUCCACAAGAUUUUGGGAACAGUUGGACAGCUAUGGAGUGUGCGAGUCACCCUGAUAUCCGUAAUCCAUGCAGUAUGAACCCACUUCGGGAGCCAUUUGCAAAGAAGGAAUGUGGCAUAUUAUUGUCUGGGGUGUUCGAGCCCUGCCACCUGGUGGUUGAUGUCACCUGGUUUUAUGCCAACUGCUUGACAGAUACUUGUGCGUGUAAUCUUGGUGGAGAUUGUGAGUGCUUCUGCACUAGCGUGUUAGCAUAUUCUCACAUGUGUUGUCAACACGGAGUUGCAAUUGAUUGGAGAACGCCCACAAUUUGCCCCUACGAUUGUGAAUAUUACAAUAAAGCACUGGGAAAGGGCCCUUACUCAUUGGUCAGUUACUUGGAUGGCAACACAGUGGUGGCAGCCAAUUUGUCAAGUGGUGCUAUUUUUCUAGCUACAAGAGAAAUUUCCAUUCCAGGAAUAGUGACUCUUUUUAUGCUGACUCCAGGACUGUAUUCACCUAAGACACAUGAUGUAUCAUUAGUUUCCUUGGAAGUGGCUGACAAACCAAAUUACUUCCUUCAUACUGGACUUGAUGGAGUCCUGCUGCUCAGUAAAUGGGAAGACAACAAAACUUUUCAAAAAGAAGCAACAUUUAUAUUCCACAAAGAUGCAUGGGUUUUAGGAUAUGAUGCCUUUGAGUCUUACACAAGACAAGGAUUUUUUGUACAUCAAAUGGGCUCCUUGCUGCACCUGAUGAAAUACAAUCAUUCAGAGGGUUACAGAUAUGCUACUCUCUUCCAGCUUGCCGAUGCAAAGAUAUUGUCUCCAGCUCAUUCUACUUGUGAGUGGCAAUAUGAGACAUGCACCAACCCAUGCACCAGAACCUGUAGAGAUCCCACUGGCAACAUUUGUCAAACUCUACCAAGUGUGGAAGGCUGUGUACCUCACUGUCCACUCAAUAUGGUAUUUGAUGAAGAUACACAGAGAUGUGUAUAUCCAGAGGAUUGCAUUAGACUGGCAGUUUAUAUUCAGCCUCCUAAAUCCACAAGUGCACUGGCAUCACCUGGAAUAUCCACUUCUGCAACCUUUAAUGCUUCAGUCCAAACAUUGACAACACCUACCUUAAGCCAGUACACAGGUUCACUGGUGGCAACAAAGAGUUCAAAGACUACCGCUUCCAUUCCAACAAUAGAAACCCCUAUAGGGACUCAUCUGUCCAAAGUUCCAAUAGGGACAACUACAAUUUCUUCUCCAAUUCCAUUACUAACAGAAACAACCACCUUUGUACAAAAGACAACAUCAGUAACAUCACCUGCCACCGAACAAACCUUAGUGUCUAAAUUCACUAAAAGUACAACAUCACCCACUUCUGCACUCCCAGUUUCUUCAACAAGAGGAAUAACCACCUCAACAAUAGCUUUGCCUGAAAGAUCAACAUUAGAAGAAAUCACAACUGAAUUACCAGCAGAAUUACAUUCCUUGUCCACAUCAGUUGAACCAAAGCCUACUAAAAAUAUAACAACAACUUCAACGACUACUACAGGACUAUUAUCGUCAACAGCAUCUGAAACUAGAACAAAAUGGAGAACUACAAUUAAGACAAUUUCUGCUCAAACAGAACAAUUACCAAGGAAGACUUCCUCUUCCACAACGGUAGCAUCUCCAUCAGUAGAAACAAAGCCAAUGACACAGAAAACAUCUUUACUUCCACCUUCAAAAGUGACCAUGGCAUAUUCUACUUCAAAAGAACUGCAUUCCACUAUGCUUCCUCUCUUCACCAAGUUAAUAACAAAAAGCACGAGUUCUAGUUACCCACGCAUGACUUCCUUUUCUGCUGGAACAUUGUCCUUGACAACUGAAAAGAGCAAAUCAUCAACUGCAGGAGUCCUUAGAACAUCAGCAUCAACAGAAGCAAUGGUGCACCCAGCAUCUGAAAAAUCUACAACAAUAUCUUCUCCAACAUUACUUCCAAUAACAGAAAGAAAUGAAACAACCGCAAGAACUACCACAGAGCCUCUUUCUACAGAAAGGCCCACAACAUAUUCACUGAGCUCAAGAACGCCAUCAACAACAGUUCCAUCUAUGACCUCUCCAUCUUUAACUACUUUAUUUACAACCUCCAAACAAACUACCCCAACAUCUACAGCUAAGGUUUCUUCAACAUCAUCUACCAUAUUGUACUCAGAAACACCUGCCAAAGCAUCAACAUCUGUAAUAUAUCCAUUUACAACUAAAACAAGUACAUCAUUUUCUGUUGAUUCAUAUCAAUCAUUAUCUACAAAAGGACCAGAAACUAGUUCAACUGUCAAAAUAUUCAAACCUGUAACAACUCCACAGAGCACAGUAAUGACCUCCAGUUCAACAGCAGAAACACAUAUAACAAGUAAAUUAACUUCCCUACAACCAAUUAGUACACACAAAUCUACUUUCAGUACUUCCCCAGUUGAUCAAAGCGCAGCUCCAGUGGAUACUUCAUCUGUUCAGUUAACUACAUCUCCAACUACAACAGCUCCAACCUCUAUAAGAGUAUCUCCCAUUUCUAUUUCAACAUCUAAAACAACCACGGCAUCUGCAAGAACUCAACCUGGGACAACUACAAUGUUACCGACAUUGUUUAUAACAAAUACAACCUCAGAAACCCCCCAAGCAAAAACUGUUUCCGAACUCACAUCCAAAAUGACAACCAUUUCACAUGUUAAAAAUGUAACUGCAUCUGCUACACUACUUUCAGCAACUUCAACUACAGCUACCUCUAUACGCAAUCUCACUGAAAAAAUAACAUCUGGAACAGUGGAAGUAGGUGUAACUAGACCCACAGUUCUUCCGUCUAAAGCACCAUUAACAACAAAAACAUUAACGGCUACAGCAAAUGAAACAUCCAUUACAGGAUUAGUUGUUACAACAUCAGAAGGAGUUAGUAAGACAUCAGAAGUUUUUACUCCAACAGCAACUUCUGUUGGAACCACAAAUAUCACAGGAAAGACAGUAUCACCUCAUCAGCUUACAGGUAGCACAACACUUGUAUCUGCCCAUUUGAAUAGAACUGUUACCACUGAAAAAAAAGAAACCUCAGUCAAAGCCGUUCCUUCAACAACCCAACGUACAAUUACUACUACCUCAGAAUCAGUUUUGUAUACAUUACAUACUAAUGCCACUUUGUCUCCAAUUAUUGUUCCUCAUACAUCAACAUCUACAGUAGGCUCAACAAUGUUCUCAACAAGUGCUUACACAACAGCUUUGACCAUCCCCCCAACUAGUCAAUGUGUGAUUCCAUUUCCUCAGGAUCUAGAUGAGUGCAUCAAAAAUAUAUGUGUGGAAGGGCAAAUAAUGCAAAUCAAUAGAUCACAUGACUGCCCCUACAUUGUGACUCCACCCAGCUGUGAGCUUCUUGGAUUUGCUGUGCAGGUGAAUGGUGACAAAUGCUGUCCGCAGUGGGAAUGUCCAUGUCGAUGUUCCAUUCUCGCUAAUCUACACAUAAUUACAUUCGACGGAAGUGGCUUUGGCCUUUCUGGAGCUGCUUCGUACAUUAUUGCUUCACUGGCAAAUGAAACCAUUAUUGUAGGGAUCAGCAAAUGUCUCAGCAGCCAGAUGCUGAGCAUUAAUUCAAGGUUUGGCUACACUCCAUUCCGAAGGUUUGACUUUGAAAUCAUUGAUACUGGGAGUAUGUACACAAUCGUGACUCCAGCUGGUAUACGCAUACAAUGGUUUCACAAUACAGGGAUUAUGGUUAUUGACACAGGCACACCCAAUAAAAAUCUAGCUACUAUGGGGCUCUGCGGUUACUGUGAUGGAAACCCAAUAAAUGACCUAACCUUGAAAAAUGGCACAGUUCUUCAAAACGAUGACGAUCCAUUGACCUUCAUUCAAGACUGGACAGUGGCCAGCACAGAGACAGGAAUGAUGAUGAGUCGACGUCAAGAGGUUAACUGUUCUACAAGCAACUGCUCUGAAUGCUUCAGAAUGCUCCAAAGUGAGACGUUUUCCCUCUGUCAUGCACAAGUUUCUCCAGAAAUGUUUUGUGAGCUCUGGAUCCGUGAUUCAUUGUUUGUGAAGAACCAUUGUUCUGCUCUGGCUGCGUAUGUGGCUCUCUGUAAUAAAUUUAACAUUUGCUUAGAGUGGAGGAAACCAGACUAUUGCUCCUUUACAUGUCCUGCUAACAUGAUGUACCAGGCUUGUGUACUCAUGUGUGAAGCGAAGACCUGCCAAAACAGAAUUUUCUUUCCAUCUGAGGAUGCAUCAUGCUCUAUCCUGAGUGAAGGAUGUGUUUGCCCAGAAGGAACCAUUCUCCAUCGUCUAGACUCCACCUUGUGUAUACCCGAGGAGAAGUGUGCUUGCACUGAUAGUUGGGGAUUACCGCAUGCUGCUGGUGAGAUGUGGGAUGCCUCACUGGAUGGAUGCUGCAUGUACCAGUGCCUGGAGAAUGGGACAAUUAUUACAGUUGAUCACAAUUGUUCUUCUGUCCCUGAUCCCAUCUGUCACCGCUCUGGGGAAAUAGUGGUUAGUCUAGCUGGUGAUAAGAGCUGCUGCCCCAAAAAGAUAUGUGCUUGCAAUCAAACAGUCUGUGAAAGUUUUGCUCCUCAGUGUAAUUAUGGAGAAAGGCUCAUCACCCUUUACAAACCAAACUUCUGCUGUCCUGAUUUCUAUUGUGAAUGUGAUCCAAGCAAGUGCGAGUCUGACAUUCCAACUUGUCUAGAGGACCAAACUUUAAUUGUUACCCAUGCCGAUGGAAGUUGUUGCUUAGCGUACAUCUGUAUGUGUGGUGCUUGUGCUGACAAAAUUCCCACCUGCCAGAAAGGAGAAAUCCUUAUUGUAAACAACAAUACCACUGAGAUGUGUUGCCCAGCCUACCAAUGUGUUUGCGAAACAAAUCGUUGUCCAAAGUUUCAAUGUCCUUCAGGAAUGAAAGUAUCUGAGGCUUGGAGUCCAGAUCAGUGUUGUCCAAUUCAUUUGUGUGAAUGUGCUUGUGAUUCAGUUCUGAAACCUCAGUGCAAAUUGGGAGAAGUGUUAGUUACAGAACAGCAACGUGGAAAUAUCACAGCCAAUCCAUGUCGAUGUCCGGAUUACAAAUGUGUGAAUGACCAUGUCUGUGUCGCUGGGGAAAGGGGUUUAUUACACCCCGGACAGACCAUUGUGGAGCAUACAGCAGAUGGAGUGUGCUACGCUGCACAUUGUACCUAUAAUCUGGACAACAACACAGGCUUUUACCAACUCCUUGUUAGAAUGGUCAACUGCUCAGCUCGAUGUGAAAUGAACCAGGUUUAUAUUCCUCCUUCUGACCUGACAACUUGCUGUGGUCAUUGCAAGAAUGUAUCCUGUCUGGCCAACUUUGAGAACAGAACAACUACCAUGCUCAAGUCAGGAACAUCUUGGAUGUCCAACUGUGUCAAGCAUAACUGCAUGGACACAGUUUUGGGACCUGUCUUGAUCACCUCAAAUAUUAGCUGUCCUCCUUUCAAUGAAUCUGCAUGCUUAAAGACUGGAGGAUCAGUUAUAGUUUACAUGGAUGGUUGCUGUAAAAGCUGUAAAGAAGAUGUGAAAUCAUGUCAGAAGGUGGUUGUGCGAAUGACCAUACGAAAGAAUGACUGCAGAAGUAAUAGGCCUGUGAACAUAGUCUCAUGUGAUGGAAAAUGCCCCUCCGCCAGUAUUUACAAUUAUAGCAUGAACACACAUACUAGAUUUUGUAAAUGCUGCCGGGAAAUUGGCCUACAAAAACGUACAGUGCAGCUUUACUGUAGCAGCAACUCUACUUGGGUCAGUUACUCCAUCCAAGAACCAACAGACUGUUCGUGCCAGUGGUCCUAG